Messenger RNA from Anolis sagrei ordinatus, 733 nucleotides. RefSeq names its product glutathione S-transferase A1-like. Gene Ontology annotation, molecular function: glutathione transferase activity. The record is from RefSeq and is a predicted model, not a curated record. Gene Ontology annotation, biological process: glutathione metabolic process. Lineage: Eukaryota; Metazoa; Chordata; Lepidosauria; Squamata; Anolidae.
UAAAGUGAUAUUUUUUGUCAAAAUAGGGAAGGAAAUAUUUGGAAACAUGGCUGGGAAACCCAAGCUUCAUUACUUUAAUGGAAGAGGUCGAAUGGAAACCAUCAGGUGGAUGUUAUCUGCUGUUGGAGUUGAGUUUGAAGAACAAUUUAUCGAGUCAAAGGCAGAUCUAGAAAAACUAAAGAAAGAUGGAUUCCUGCUCUUCCAGCAAGUGCCCAUGGUGGAAAUCGAUGGGAUGAAGUUGGUGCAGAGCCGAGCCAUUCUCAACUACAUUGCAGAAAAAUAUAAUCUCUCUGGGAAGGACAUCAAGCAGAGGGCACUAAUUGAUAUGUACAGUGAAGGCGCUUGGGACCUGGGUGAAAUGGUCAUGCAAUUACCCUGGAAAUACAUUGAUCCGAACGAGAGGGAGAAGGAAAUAAUCAUGAUCCUUGGGAAAGCGAAUGGCAGAUAUUUCCCAGUUUUUGAAAAGGUCCUGAAAGAUCAUGGACAAGAUUUUCUGGUGGGGAAUCAACUCAGCAGAGCAGAUAUCCAGCUGUUUGAGACCACUUUAGCAAUAGAAGAGCUGAAGACCGAUGUCCUCUCCAAGUUUCCUCUUUUAAAGGCUUUUAAAACAAGAAUGAGCAACAUUCCUAACAUUAAGAAAUUUCUUCAGCCUGGUAGUCCAAGAAAACCACCUGUGGAUGAGAAAAUGGUUGCAGAAGCAAUCAAAGUUUUCUACUGAGUUGUUCAGCUGAAG